Messenger RNA from Anolis sagrei ordinatus, 3817 nucleotides. It is a transcript of the gene GALNT14, whose product is annotated as polypeptide N-acetylgalactosaminyltransferase 14. Lineage: Eukaryota; Metazoa; Chordata; Lepidosauria; Squamata; Anolidae. Gene Ontology annotation, biological process: protein O-linked glycosylation. The record is from RefSeq and is a predicted model, not a curated record. Gene Ontology annotation, molecular function: polypeptide N-acetylgalactosaminyltransferase activity. Gene Ontology annotation, cellular component: Golgi apparatus.
GCAGGGAAAACACCGCGCAAGACAUACACACAGAGGAGCCGGCUUCCCGUUGCCCGCGAAAGGAAGGGAAAGAGGAGGUUUUUUGGCCAGGGCUGGGGAGCCUUUCCUCCUCUCUCCCGGCCCCCCUCUCCUCCCAUAGAAGGAGAGCCGCUGACUACUGUCCCUUGGCCUCUCUGGCGGAGAAGGGAAGCCGGCGAGAGGGGAGGCUCCUCGGCGCGGUCUCGAGCGGGUCCCCCGUUAAGCCCCUCCUCCGGCUCCCUUCUCGGCUCGGAGGGAGGGAGAGUGGGAAGGCGGCCCGGGACUCCUCCUUUUCCCUGGGCUGCCAGGAGGGAGGCUGGGGCUGGAGCCAUGCCCCUCGCGAGGAAGAGCAAGCGGCGGAGGAGGAGGAGGCAGAAGAGGAGGAGGAUGAGGACCACGGCGGCGGCGGAUCUCCGCCGGUAGCGCGCCGCCUGGAAGGAGGGCUCGGGCUCGGGCUCGGCGCGUCCUUCGGGGGCUCUCCUUCCCCUUCUCCCUCCGCCUCGGCCAUGAGGCGCCUGAACCGACGGCUGGUCUGGUGGCUCCUGAGCGUGGCGUGGGUGGCGGCGCUGGUGCUGCUCUUCCUGGGGACGCGGAGGCGCGGGGACGGCGCGGGGCAGAGCCCCAGCACGGCGCCCAAGGGUUCUGACAUUGAUUGGGAUGACCUCUGGGAUCAGUUUGAAGAAAGAAAAUACCUGAGUGCCCGGAAGUGGAAGGGUGGUGAGGACCCAUAUCGACUAUAUGCCUUCAACCAGCGGGAGAGUGAGAGGAUCCCCAGUGAUCGUGCCAUUCGCGACACUAGGCACCACAGAUGCACUACAUUGCACUACCGUACAGAUCUGCCUCCAACCAGUAUCAUCAUUACCUUCCACAAUGAAGCUAGAUCUACCUUAUUGAGGACCAUAAGAAGCGUCCUGAACCGAACUCCUGUGCAUCUGGUCCAUGAAAUCAUAUUGGUGGAUGACUUCAGUGAUGAUCCCGACGAUUGCCGUUUGCUGAUCAAGCUGCCCAAGGUGAAGUGCUUACGCAACAGGAGAAGAGAAGGUUUGAUCCGGUCCCGCAUUCGAGGAGCAGAUAUGGCAGAAGCAGAAGUCCUUACUUUUUUGGACAGUCAUUGUGAGGUGAACAAGGACUGGUUGCUGCCCCUCCUACAAAGGAUCAAAGAGGAUCCAACCCAUGUGGUGAGUCCAGUUAUUGACAUCAUCAACUUGGACACGUUUGCUUAUGUGGCUGCUUCUUCCGAUCUGAGAGGAGGGUUUGACUGGAGUCUUCACUUUAAGUGGGAACAACUUUCUCCAAAGCAGAAGGCAAAAAGGACAGACCCCACAGAGCCAAUCAAGACUCCUAUUAUUGCAGGAGGACUUUUUGUAAUUGACAAGGCCUGGUUCAACCAUCUUGGAAAAUACGAUGCAGCAAUGGAUAUCUGGGGUGGUGAGAACUUUGAAAUCUCCUUCCGAGUGUGGAUGUGCGGUGGAAGCUUAGAAAUCAUCCCUUGCAGUCGGGUUGGGCAUGUCUUCCGGAAGAAACAUCCCUACAUCUUCCCAGAAGGAAACGCCAAUACUUAUAUCAAAAACACCAAGCGCACAGCUGAAGUGUGGAUGGAUGAAUAUAAGCAGUACUAUUACGCUGCCCGGCCUGCGGCUCAAGGGAGGCCAUAUGGAGACAUACAGAGCAGAGUGGAGCUGAGAAAGUCAUUAAAAUGUCACACCUUCAAGUGGUAUCUGGAGAGCGUCUAUCCAGAACUUAGAAUUCCUGAGGAAUCACUUUACCAGACAGGGAUGAUACGGCAAAGACAGAGAUGCCUGGAGACCCAAAAGUCAGAAGGACAAGACUUUCCGGUUGUGAUGUUAAACCCCUGUAUCACAAGCAAAGGUCCAGCAUCAGCAGCACAGGAAUGGACGUAUACAUAUAACCAGCAAGUCCGCUACCACCAGCUGUGCUUGUCCAUACAGACCCUCUUUCCGGGUUCCCAGGCAGUGCUUUUACCUUGCAAAGAAGGGGAUGGCAAACAGCGAUGGAAUAAAGUUGGUUCUCACAUUGAACACAUGGCCACACGUUACUGCCUGGACACAGAAAUGGUGGGCGACACCAAUGAGAACAUGAGAGAAGUUGUCAUUAAUCCCUGUGAGAGCACAGCAAUGAGUCAACGGUGGGAAAUGGUGAUGUCCUGACCACGACUGUCGAUAUACCAGCCAACUCACUCAAAAGGGACCUUUGUUUUGAACUGCCAAGGCUAUUGUCCAUGCUUGGGGUAAAGUGUGACUUGCCUUAGAGUUGGCCAGAAGCCAAAGAAUAAGGACAUACAGCUGUGCCUAGGUUGAAGAAAGCACACAAGUGCUGGCUCUGAGAGCCACAGCAUUAAGCACAUCAGAUGGGGCCAUACAUCUGUACAGCUCAGAAUAAUAUUACACAAGGAUCUUCAUCUGUUAGCUAAAACAGAAGAUGCUCUUCUCAUUUUUGAGAAGGACACCUGCUGAAAUCAGUCAACAUGGUAUCAGUAAAGGUGGGUAGAAAAACUUCAGAAACAAUAAGUGGGAGAGUAACUCUUUGCAGGAAAGGGUGGGAUAGGGUAUUAUACAAAUAUAGAAAUGGUCAUGUUGAAAAUUGGAUAGAAAAGGAAUCUUGCAUUCCUGAUUGAUUAACUGAGCACAUUUCCGGAAAGGUGCUGGAGUAAGCUAUAUUGCACAUAAGAAUUAACAUAGGAUCCAGAUCCUUGUUGUGUGUGAGAUACUGUAUAAGAAUGUAUGUUUGAGAAAGAGAAAUAUUGCUAUCUGGGAAUUGUAUUCCAAAUGUAUUGGAUGGAUGUAGAGGAGAGGGAAAGCUAUACAAGUGUGCUGCACAAAGUUCAAAGUUUCCUUCAAGAUUGGGAUGGGCAGGGGGACUAGAAAUAAUCUGUGUUAACCCUGAACUGACCAUAGUUGGAGAGGUGGGGCAAAUUUCGAUUCUGCACAAAGCCACACAUCCAGCGUGUAACAUAUUCUCUAAUCUCACACUCUGCCCAGAGUUGUCAUGUGGGCUACCCUAUAAGAAGGACAAAUGGCAAGCCUUUGCACUUAAUAAUCACCACUACUCCCAAACUGGUGGCCUCUGAGCUUUGGCAAGUAGCCCAGACUGUCAAUUUGUAGCAUAGAUUGUGCUGCUCUUCUGUUGAAUUCCCACAAUUUACAGCUGCCUCCCUCUGAGAUUGCACACUAGAGAUGGCCAUGUUUGUUUUUCAGCAAUUUUCAGAAGGCAAUGUAUUGUUAUUGUUCCUUGUGGUAUAAGACUUUCUUCUUCUCCCUCAUCUCUGAUCCACAGAGGUCUUUGAUUAUGUUGUUCUUGUUGUGGAAGAACAAAGUACCCCUGCAAACAUAUUGAUCAAGAAAUUAUAGUAGGACCUGGGAAUAUUUAUGCUUAUUCAUGGUAUACAAUGAGCAAUGAAUGUUGUCAUCAAACACUCAUUAAUACAUAUGGGUCUGCAUAAUCUGAUUGUGUGAGCAGUGCUCCAAAUCCAGAUUGGAAUGCAGUAAAACUUAUCUGGGUCAUUUAAGAAAAUGUAUUUGUGUGCCACAAAUGAAUCUGAUAUUGCUCUAGCCAAUGCUAGUUUUGUUGCACUAAUCUGAUCCAGCCUAUAUGUGAGAUUGAGUCAUGACUGUAUGAGAGGCUGAUUAACACUGUUCCUUUUCCCACUUCAAGGAGGUCUCAGCUGAGCCUAAAACCACCUGAUGAUGCUCCAUAUCUGUAAUGUGUCUCUCACUGUUUAAAGACCUUGGAAUUGGGAAAAAUUUUCACAUACAUCAUAAAAAAUAUUUUGCUAUUUGCA